AUGUGUCAAAGACCCUCGAAAUGGGGGGUCACCUGGCGCGAAUGUAAUGGAGAAAACCAGUCUCCUAUCGACCUAAGCUCCUCCAAAUGCUGUAAGAAACAUUUCAGACUUAAAUUCAACAACCAUGGCGAGAAAUGCGAUGGAUACCUCAUCAACAAUGGACACGCCCCCACGUUUGUUGUCAGGAAGUGCAACAAAAGGAAAUUCAUCACGGGGAUCCCGUUUUACCCUCAGGUUGGGUAUCAGCUGGCUCAGUGGCAUUUCCACUUUGGUUCAAAACGAAAUUGGGGAACAGAACACGCCAUUAAUGGGAAAAGAUUUUCAGCCGAGCUUCACAUGGUUCAUUUCAAUACUAAGUAUGGAACUGUGACCAAAGCCAUUGAUAAAAAAGAUGGUAUAGCAGUCGUUGCUAUUCUUUUCGAGGAAAGUCGGAGGGCCCGACUCUCACCGAUUGAUCUAUUUUUCCGGAAGUACGGCUCCCAUGUGUAUCAUCCAGGACAUGCAGUCAAGGCUGUGUUUAAUCCUGUGGAAUGUAUUCCAAAGAAUAAUCGUAUGUUUUUCUACAAAGGAUCGUUAACGACGCCCGGAUGUUACGAGAGCGUUAAUUGGUUAGUUUUCAAACAACGCUUGGCUAUAUCGCCAAGAACGAUGACAUUUUUCCGGAAAUUGAAAACUUUUCAUCAUGAAGCGCCUAUUGCACAACUAACCAACCUUCGACCACUACAGACACUGGGAAAAAGGAAAGUGUAUUGUAGUAUCUGAACACU
Molecule: messenger RNA, 767 nt
Organism: Saccostrea echinata
Lineage: Eukaryota; Metazoa; Mollusca; Bivalvia; Ostreida; Ostreidae
Product: carbonic anhydrase 2-like
Exons: 7
Coding region: 1-762 (253 amino acids)
Molecular function (GO): carbonate dehydratase activity; zinc ion binding
Source: RefSeq, a predicted model, not a curated record